Molecule: messenger RNA, 2837 nt
Organism: Anopheles funestus (African malaria mosquito)
Lineage: Eukaryota; Metazoa; Arthropoda; Insecta; Diptera; Culicidae
Product: tetratricopeptide repeat protein 27
Exons: 3
Coding region: 109-2475 (788 amino acids)
Molecular function (GO): protein binding
Source: RefSeq, a predicted model, not a curated record
AUUUGUUUGGAAAGAUUUGAAAUGCCAUCUGUCAUCAGGCCGUAAACACAUUUCGCGAGCUGGUUUCCCACAUGUUUAGCCUGAAAUAAAUAUCCAAAUCAAUUCACGAUGGAUUCUCUGCUUGAAACAUUGAAACAGCCCAAUGCCCCUGAACCAUCCGGCCGGUUCAUUGCACAUUUGCUUAAAACUGAGCUGAACGUACUACUGGAGUCUGCCACUUUUAACGAUGUCCUCUCCGACAAAAUACACCAAACGGAUGCUACAAAUGAGGAACUGCUACAUCUGGCCAUUGGUAGCUUAGUCGCAUUUUUGCAGUACAAUUUUCUCGGUCCACGAGAAAAACACAACCAAUCAGCGUUGCAAACCUCCGACAGCCGUGCGCAACUUAUAUCGGACGGAGAAGAACUGAACGUAAAUGUAGUGCGUGCCGAUUGUUUAUUGGUUUGCAAGAGGAUAUUUGACCGCUUGCUUCAUGAAGAUAUUGAGCCGAACAAAUCCACCCCAUCCGGAUAUUGCUUGCGGCUCUGGUAUCAGCGGUAUUUGCUACUACAUCAGCGAUGCAUUGAUGACCUUACGCAUGACCUGUACGAACGAUUCAAUGCAAACGUGGUUGCACUCGAGACGGCCCUUUCUACAGCUGAGCAGGCGAUAAAAGUCGAAAUUUAUCUAGAAAUUAUGUUUGGAUUCGUUCAAUUCAAGCGCAUUACCAAGUUGGAACAAUGGCUGCAGAAGCUUGAAACGCUUUCGAAUGUAAAGCUUUCGGUGGAGGGAGUAUUAGGUGUGCGCACAAAGUUUCAACAGACUCCACUGCCCCAGCUGACGCUGCGGCUGGAAGGUGUCAGCGAAUUGGGGUUGCCGGAUGCCAUGGAAACACACGGGUACAUGAAAUUACCACCGAUUCUGAAGCUGGAAGAUGAAGUACGUCUGGAAAAGGUUAAAUUUUUGAAUGACCACGAGAACGAAGACCUCCAGCUGCCUGCACUGGUGCAGAACAUAGUGCUUGGGAAGUUAUACUUCCUGUACGUUACACAGCCAAAAGAACAAUUGACGUUGGAAGAGAUACAACCCUACAUUACUUCGCUCGUGUAUCAACGGUUCGGACCUUGGGCAACACGUGUGGCCACCCUCUUCAUGAAUGCUUCGAUAGAAGCCACUCACAAGCGCACUGUCGACCGGUCUUUGCGACAGAUUGAGGAACUAAUACAACAGUUCUAUGCUCCCGAUUAUGAAACAGCCAUUCCAAUCGCCGAUCGUCUCCCACUUGUAUUUAGCUCUUGGCCCAUUUCCUACUGGCAGAUGAAGGAAAAGCUAGCCGAUGUGAUGGUUAGUCUCGGUAUGAUUAAGGGCGCACUUGCCAUAUAUGAAGAGGUGCAAAGCUGGGAAAAUGUGAUCGAGUGCCACACCAUACUGGAGAUGCGUCAUCUUGCUGCGAUCGUCAUAAAAGAGCUGAUAGAACGCAAUGGGCCCACGGUGCGAUUGUACUGUAUGCUCGGAGAUGCCACGGAUGAUGUCGAAUGCUAUCGACAGGCUUGGGAUUUAUCCAACGGAACAAGCGCCAGCGCACAAAGGCACUGGGGUAAUUACUACUUCGUGCGCAAAGAUUAUGCAUCAGCGAUCGAGCAUCUGCGACGAUCGAUUGAAAUCAACUGUCUGCAGGAACCGACAUUGCUACGGCUGGGAUAUGCAGCACUUCAGCUCGAGCGCUGGCAAGAGGCUGCCUAUGCCUAUCGGUUGUAUACGUCCUUCGAGAAUCACGGGUUCGAACCGUGGAACAAUCUCGCCAAAGCGUACAUCAUGCUUGGGGAAAAGCCCCGGGCGCAUAAAGUGCUGCAGGAAGCGCUCAAGUGUAACUUCAGCAACUGGAAGGUUUGGGAAAACUAUCUGCUUGUCUGUGUCGAUACGCGUAAUUUUGCUGACGCACUAAAUGCUUACGAACAGCUGCUAACGCUGAAGGAUCGCUACUACGAUAAGGAAGUGCUGGAAAUCAUUGUACGAGCGAUCUUGUUGGGUGACCAGGAUGCCGAUGGAACGUCAUGCAGCCGGUUGAAGCAGAAAGCACUUAAUUUGCUUGCACACGCCUGUGCUCAGCAGCCCAACAAUGGCUACCUGUACGAGUUGGCCGCAGAGUUGGAAGAUGCGGAUUUGUUGAAACGCUGCCACAAGCUACAGAACGCCUACCGAGCAUACACGCAAUCGAACAGCCAGUGGUCGAAAGCACCUGAAAGCUGUUCCACCGUGGUGAACCUGUGCGUGGACCUUUGCGAGCGUAGCUUGAAGGCGUUCGUGGAUGGUAAAGCUGAUGGAACGCGACUUGUACCGUUACGGGCCCAACUUGGCUCCGCCCGGUUAACUGGACAGGCGUGCUUACGUUCGGCCAACGCUGAAGCUUGGCCUGUGUGUGCCGAACCGCUGAAUAAGCUGCAGGACUUGGUUGACAAGCUUACGAUCGAGCUGAAACAAGCAAUGGAUGCUUAAAGAAUGUGUGUGUGUGUUCUUCUUUUAAUCGCUAAGCGAGCAACAGUUUGAUUUAGUUUUACUUUUGAUUUUCCGCCACAAAAGGACUUUAUUUAAUGUAAGUUCAGGUUGGUAGUAAUCAACACACGCACGGUCUGAUCGAACGAUCCGCACACAGCCAAACCUUGUCGAUCGGGGCUCCAGUCAAACGUGUGUACAGGUUGCGUGGAAAGAGUGGUAGCAUGAAGCAUCUCCAACGAUCCGGCUACACCUUGCUCUUCUCCAUCGGCUAAUGUUUUGGUUCGUUUCUCCGGAUAGUGACUAAAAUGGGUAUGCAAAUAAAUAUUGUGUCGAAUUGCCUUAUCAACCCGCUGGAUGGUGUA